AUGUCUCUGUGGAGUCUGGUCUCCAAGAUGCCCCCAGAAAAACUGCAGCGGCUCUAUGUCGACUUUCCCCAACACCUGCGGCAUCUCCUGAGUGACUGGCUAGAGAACCAGCCCUGGGAGUUCCUGGUCGGCUCAGACACCUUCUGCUGCAACAUGGCUAGCGCCCUACUUUCCGCCACUGUCCAGCGUCUUCAGGCUUCAGCGGGGAAGCAGGGGGAGGGGAGCACCAUCUUGCAACAUAUCAGCACCCUGGAGUUCCGCCACCUGCCAAUGCCCUUCCACUGGAAGCAGGAGGAACUGAAGUUUAACACAGCACUGCAAAGGCUGCAGCACCGGGUGGGGGAAACUCGCCUUCUCCGAGAAGCCUUGCAGCCAGGGGCUGAGGCUGGCCAAGUGUCUCUGCGCAGCCUGAUAGAUGCUCCUGCCAAUGGAACUGGGCCAAGGGAGGCCCUGGCCACAUUGCUGCAGGAGACUGUUGGGGAGCUGGAGGCAGCCCAGGCCCUGGUGCUGAAGAGAAUCCAGAUUUGGAAGCGGCAGCAGCAGCUGGCAGGGAAUGGUGCACCCUUUGAGGAAAGCCUGGCACCACUACAAGAGAGGUGUGAGAGCCUGGUGGACAUCUAUUCCCAGCUGCAGCAGGAGGUGGGGGCGGCUGGUGGGGAGCUUGAGCCCAAGGCCCGGGCGGUGCUGAGCAGCCGGCUGGAUGAAGUCCUGCGAAGCCUCGUCACCAGCUCUUUCCUGGUGGAGAAGCAGCCCCCCCAGGUUCUGAAGACUCAGACCAAGUUCCAGGCUGGGGUUCGAUUCUUACUGGGCCUGCGGUUCCUGGGGGCCCCCGCCAAGCCUCCGCUGGUCAGGGCCGACAUGGUGACUGAGAAGCAAGCAAGGGAGCUGAGCAUGCCCCAGGGGCCGGGGGCUGGAGCGGAAAGCACCGGGGAAAUCAUCAACAACACGGUGGCCCUGGAGAACAGCAUUCCUGGGAACUGCUGCUCGGCCCUGUUCAAGAACCUGCUUCUGAAGAAGAUCAAGCGCUGUGAGCGGAAGGGCACCGAGUCGGUCACGGAGGAGAAGUGCGCCGUGCUCUUCUCCACCAGCCUCGCGCUCGGCCCCAACAAACUCCCCGUCCAGCUCCAGGCCCUGUCUCUGCCCCUGGUGGUCAUUGUCCACGGCAACCAGGACAACAAUGCCAAAGCCACCAUCUUGUGGGACAAUGCCUUCUCUGAGAUGGACCGUGUGCCCUUUGUGGUAGCUGAGCGGGUGCCCUGGGAGAAGAUGUGUGAAACUCUGAACCUCAAGUUCAUGGCCGAAGUGGGGACCAAUCGGGGGCUACUCCCAGAGCACUUCCUCUUCCUAGCCCAGAAGAUCUUCAAUGACAACAGUCUCAGCAUGGAGGCCUUCCAGCACCGUUCUGUGUCCUGGUCACAGUUCAACAAGGAGAUCCUGCUGGGUCGUGGCUUCACCUUUUGGCAGUGGUUUGAUGGUGUCCUGGACCUCACCAAGCGCUGUCUCCGGAGCUACUGGUCAGAUCGGCUGAUCAUUGGCUUCAUCAGCAAACAGUACGUCACUAGCCUUCUUCUCAACGAGCCUGAUGGAACAUUCCUCCUUCGCUUCAGCGACUCAGAGAUUGGGGGCAUCACCAUUGCCCAUGUCAUCCGGGGCCAGGAUGGCUCCCCACAGAUAGAGAACAUCCAGCCAUUUUCGGCCAAAGACCUAUCCAUUCGUUCACUGGGAGACCGAAUCCGGGACCUUGCUCAGCUCAAAAACCUCUACCCUAAGAAACCCAAGGAUGAAGCUUUCCGGAGCCACUACAAGCCUGAACAGAUGGGUAAGGAUGGCAGGGGUUACGUCCCAGCUACCAUCAAGAUGACUGUGGAAAGGGACCAGCCACUUCCCACCCUGGAGCCCCAAAUGCCUACCAUGGUGCCCACUUACGAUCUUGGAAUGGCCACUGAGUCCUCCAUGAAUAUGCAGCUCAGCCCAGAUAUGGUGUCCCAGGUGUACCCACCACACUCUCACUCCAUGCCCUCAUUCCAAGCCCUCUCCAGGGAAGAUGUGUUGCCAACCUUCCAGGAAUCUCACCUGCAGAUGCCCCCCAACCUGAGCCAGAUAAACCUGCCCUUUGACCAACCUCACCCUCAGGGCCUGCUCCCAUGCCAGUCUCAGGAGCAUGCCGUGUCCACUCCUGAGCCCCUGCUCUGCUCAGAUGUGCCCAUGACAGAAGACAGCUGCCUGAGCCAGCCGGUGGGAGGGUUCCCUCAGGGCACCUGGGUCGGUGAAGACAUGUUCCCACCCUUGCUGCCUCCUACUGAACAGGACCUCACCAAGCUUCUCCUGGAGGGGCAAGGGGAAUCAGGGGGAGGGUCCUUGGGAACCCAGCCCCUCCUGCAGCCCUCUCACUAUGGGCAGUCUGGGAUUUCAAUGUCCCAUCUGGACCUAAGGGCCAACCCUAGCUGGUGA
This is a messenger RNA of Canis lupus familiaris (dog), 2451 nucleotides long. It is a transcript of the gene STAT6, whose product is annotated as signal transducer and activator of transcription 6. NCBI's taxonomy places the organism in Eukaryota, Metazoa, Chordata, Mammalia, Carnivora, Canidae. Gene Ontology annotation, biological process: growth hormone receptor signaling pathway via JAK-STAT; response to peptide hormone; cell surface receptor signaling pathway via JAK-STAT. Gene Ontology annotation, molecular function: DNA-binding transcription factor activity, RNA polymerase II-specific; RNA polymerase II cis-regulatory region sequence-specific DNA binding. The record is from RefSeq and is marked provisional.